This is a messenger RNA of Lampris incognitus (smalleye Pacific opah), 4163 nucleotides long. Its product is annotated as solute carrier family 35 member F5-like. Lineage: Eukaryota; Metazoa; Chordata; Actinopteri; Lampriformes; Lampridae. Gene Ontology annotation, cellular component: membrane. Gene Ontology annotation, biological process: regulation of peptide transport. The record is from RefSeq and is a predicted model, not a curated record. The transcript is spliced from 16 exons. Bases 214 to 1662 code for a protein of 482 amino acids.
CCAACACAAUGUUUACAACCACCAGGCUGUCAAAUGGUUCACUGUAAUAGCUGUUCAUCAAUCGAUAUAUCCGAUAUUAUUUGUCAAAAGACGAUUGAGUCAUGCUGGUAGCGGAAUAAAUGAUUUCUACCGUAAACCAGAGUCCUGCCCAACUGAGAAGGCCUUUCAGAAGUUUUCAUAGAAGAAUCCUUUUAGAGGAUUUGCAGUGUCCAGAUGGUGUGGGUGUUCAUCAUGAACCGGAUGGGCUCUCAGUGCAGUUCGUCAGCCCAGAGGAGACGUAUGGCCCUUGGAGUAGUAAUACUCCUCCUGGUUGAUGUCAUCUGGGUAGCCUCCUCUGAGCUUACCUCAUAUAUAUUCAAGCAUCAAGAGUACAACAAGCCCUUCUUUAGCACAUUCACCAAAACGUCCAUGUUUGUGCUGUACUUAAUGGGCUUCCUGCUGUGGCGGCCUUGGAGGCAGCAGUGCACAGGCACCCUGCAACGGAGACGCUCUGCAUUUUUUGCAGAUGCUGAGGCCUAUUUUGCUCCUUGCACCACAGAAUCCAUUGUGAACAACUCUUUGAGUGAACCCCUGUAUGUUCCUGUGAAGUUUCAGGAUAUGCCAGCAGAGAAUUCAUACCGUUUCAGUGGAGACUCUCAGACCUCCCCCAAAAAGCAGCGUGUGCGUUUUAGCAAUAUCAUGGAAGUACGGCAACUGCCCUCCACUCAAGCUCUGGAGGCAAAGCUGUCUCGGAUGUCCUAUCCAGCUGCCAAGGACCAUGAGACCAUGCUUCGCACCAUGGGCAAGCUGACUGUCACUGAUGUGGCCAAAAUCAGUUUCUUUUUCUGUUUUGUGUGGUUUCUAGCCAACCUAUCCUACCAGGAGGCACUGUCCGACACGCAAGUUGCCAUAGUGAAUAUUCUGUCAUCCACUUCAGGCCUGUUUACUCUCAUCCUGGCAGCCAUAUUUCCCAGUAACAGCAGUGACCGCUUCACCUUGUCCAAACUGUUAGCUGUGGCUCUGAGCAUGGGAGGUGUUGCCCUGGUCAGUUUUUCCAGCAUGGACAACCCUGAUGGAAAAGGUGUCACAGGUUCUUUGUGGUCAUUGGCAGGGGCUGCGCUGUAUGCUGUCUACAUUGUCAUGAUAAAGAGAAGGGUGGACCGUGAAGAUAAACUGGACAUUCCCAUGUUCUUUGGGUUUGUGGGUCUUUUCAAUCUGCUGCUUCUGUGGCCCGGUUUCCUCCUGCUCCACUAUACCGGGUUCGAGGCUUUUGAGCUGCCCAGCCAGCUGGUGUGGACGUACAUCCUCAUCAACGGCCUCAUCGGAACCGUCCUCUCCGAGUUCCUAUGGCUCUGGGGCUGUUUCCUCACCUCAUCCCUCAUAGGGACUCUCGCAUUGAGUCUCACCAUCCCUCUUUCUAUUAUGGCAGAUAUCUGCAUGCAGAAGGUGCGUUUCUCCUGGCUGUUUUUUGCUGGAGCAGUCCCAGUGUUCCUCUCCUUCUUCAUCGCCACUCUCCUGUGCCACUACAACAACUGGGAUCCCGCCAUGGUGGGGCUAAGGAGAGUGUUUGCGUUCAUCUGCCGCAAACACCGCAUUCAGAGAUUGCCAGAAGAGAGCGAACAGUGCGAAAGCCUUAUUCCUCUACAUGUCGUCUCCCCUGAUGAUGGAAGCUUCUGCUCAUGAUCCAAUGACUAAUCACAAAGUGGCGAACCUGAAGCUUGGAGGAGGUGACAAUCUUGGAGCUAUCAGAAAGAGAUGUUGAAACUACCCCAGUGCCUCUUAUAAGCUUAUUUAUUUUCUACCCUGUUGGGAAGACUGACCCUUGUCAACAAAUUCAUCUCCCCCCCCCCCCUUUUAAAUUUUCUACACUUGCGUAGCUGUUGGACUGAAAUUCUCAGCUUUUGUUUUUUCCAGUGUUCCGGUGUAAAGAGGAACUUUACGGUACUCGAGGUGCUGGACUUAAUCAGUAUUUAGAAUAGUGUCAUAUGGCCACUUGAAAUGGUACAAGUUCAGCUGGAUGAUAAUGUUAACAGUGGGAGGUGCAUCCAUGUUCUGUAAAGGGUCUGACCCAACAGAAGUUUUUUUUUGUUUUUUUUUCUCCUGUUGAUUUAGGGGAGGGAAUGGCUCUGACUAGUAAAGUGUCAAAAUGUGUUUGCAGGCCUGUAUGAUCAAAGCAGCCAGACUUCAGAUUCACAAACUGCAAAAGAUUAUGGAGGGUUCAAAAGGACCAGAACUUAACUCAUGGUUUGCAAGCCAUUCCAGGUUAUUCAAGACAAUGUCAUCCAUGUAACCUGAUCAAAGAAGCUGCCCGUGAGUAUUCAGGGCUCUUUUCCCUGGUAGAGAGCAAAUCCAGUCAUGAGGCCUCUUCUGAUGGUAUUUGUAUCACCAGGGUUAGAUUUAUGAUGAUGGUCAUUACCUAUUCACCGCAUUCAAUUUCAUACUGUCCUGAACAACAGGAACCCUGCACCAGCUAAAAUCCUUGCCCUCUCUAAUUCCACCUGUAUUUCCAUUUUAAGUGUGACCUGAACAUUCACAGAGAUUCACAGGAAAAUACUAGCAGAGGUAAUGUCUUGCCUCUUGAUUGUCCAAUUGGGAUUUUCAAAUGUACAGUUUAAGGAGAGAUUCUUAAGACAGGUUAUAGACAGUUACACAAAUAAUUUGCUAGAUUUAAAAGGGUGCAACUGUUCCAACACAGUGACAAGUCCAAGGUACUCAGCCUGGGCAUUUUGGGUUAAACCGAAUAUUUGGAGUGACCUUGUAAAUGAUAUGUUUUGUGAGAUCUUAAGCACAGGUCUCAUGUCCUUCAGAUGAUACUUAAUACUGCCAGGGGAGAGUUCUAGACUAUAAUAACUGUCGGCAGAAAGUAGCCAUCAUUUCUUUUUAAGUACAGAACUAGGAUUGAUUUAGGUUAAGGAAUCCUGUGCAAGUCCGUUAUUAGAAAUGAAGAGAAAUGAAAGCACAUGUACAUCCCACGGACCAUUUGCUGGAACAGCUUUCCUGUCAUACCUUGUUCCUAACCACAUUAGUCUGACAAUGCUGGAUCAUUAAGACAAACUGUGAUUGAGUUGUGUGUGGGUUUUAACCACAUGUUUGAAUGUGAACUAUCACAAACCCGUCCCCACGAUAAGCUACAACAAUAGUCAUUGCAGAUGAACGGUUUCCAUUUCAACAUGGCGGUAAAUUUCGUGCACAAUGAGACAUUAACUAAGUAUUGAUGUUCUAUUGUGGAUUUAAGACAAACCACUUAAGAGUCCUGUUGGUGAGAAAGCAUACUCUAUUGCUUUGCAGUCUUACAUUUCUCGUGCCCAGUGCAAGCGUUCAACACUAUUCAGACGUUUCAUUGAUGGAAACAAUUGCAGAAAAAAUUUUGGUUAGCAGCCAAAUUACUUGUUUAGUUGCAGCUGAGAUUACAACUUUCCUUGAUUGGACAGUGUGCCAUGAUUAUUGUCUAAUAAUGACUUUGUAUUUAAUGUUGAUUUUAUCUUAAAUCUGCCCCUAUGUAUUAGUGAUUUCAUGUGAUGUGUAUAGAAAAAGCAUUUACACUACAUUUGUAUUAGCCUCAAUGUCUGUCACGUAACCCAGGAUGCCCACACUACAUUGUACAAUUGAAGGCAAGUUAUCAAUGUUAUUCCUCUAUUGCUGACAACUGUGUAUGCAUCUUUAUGGAGUGUUUGUGUUGCAUUCUUCACAGACGGGAGACAGUUUAUGACUGGACUGAAGUGGCAGAAGUGAUAACCCUCCUGUACAGCUAAAGGAUUGGGUUGAGCACUUUGAGUGAAAGCUCUAGCCUUUUCUAACAUAUUUUUUGUAAUGCAAACCAAAUGUCUACAAUGAUUGAAAUUAUUCAGCACAAAAUCUGGGUGUUUUAGGAAGCACAUGUUGAAAAAUAUUUCCACCGCUCAUGUUGUCUGUGUGUAGACUGACCUUUUAUUAUUGGUGCUUAUAGAAACAUGGAUAUUAUUUUAAGGUUUUUUGUUUUUUUUUGCUUUCUCAGGUACUGUUUUUAUCAGCACGAUGUUCUUUGUUUUUGAAGUGUAAUUCAUGGUCAUGUUUUCUGAAGAUUUUAAACAAGGCCAACGGUGAUGGUAUCUCCACAUUCACCAACAUAAGCGCUUGAAUUCUCUAUCACUUUACAUAAGCCUGUUUUCAUAAUUAACGCUGCACUAUUAAAACUACAUUUUUUU